AUGGCAUCAGAAAAAAAGACCACAAAACAAGAUCUAAAGGCUGAGGAACAGCACCAAGCGAAUGCUGUUGAUCGGGUCACCAGCCUCCCCUUGCUCAGCUCUGCCGUCAACCUGGUCUCAUCUGCCUACAACCAUACCAAGGAGACUCAUCCCUGCCUCCGUAGUGUCUGCAGUGUGGCUGAGACAGUGGCUGCUGCUGCUGGAGGGAGUGUGGCUGGUGGAGCACAGCCCAUCCUCAACCAACUUGAGCCCCAACUUGCACUUGUAAAUGAAUAUGCCUGUAAAGGACUGAAUCAGCUGGAGGAGAAGUUGCCUUUUCUUCAACAACCAGCAGAUAAGGUCCUCUCAGACACCAAGCAGCUGGUUUCCACCAAAGUGAUGUCUGCUGUGGAUGCUGCCUGUCAGGCAAAAGGAGCAGUAGCUGAGAAAGUGACUGAAGCUGUGGACCUCACUAAAAAUGUUGCUGGGGACAGUGUCAAGCUGACUAAGUCAGUGGUCACCUCCACUGUUAACAGUGCUGUAGGGGCUGCCCAGGGGGCCAAGGACCUUGUGGCCACCAAGGUGACUGAAGCAGUGGAUGUCACCAAACACAUGGUAGAGGACAGUGUUGAACAGACUAAAGCUACAGUUGCUUCUACUUUUGUCAAUGCUGUGGAAGCUGCCCAGGGGGCCAAGGACCUUGUCACUACCAAGGUUACUGACGCAGUGGACCUCACUAAACAUGUGGUGGAGGACAAAGUUGAACAGACCAAGGCUGCAGUUGCUUCUACAAUUAGUGCUGCUGUAGGGGCUGCCCAAGGUGCCAAGGACCUUGUCACUAACAAGGUGUCGGAGGCAGUGGAUGACCUUGUCACUACCAAGGUGACUGAAGCAGUGGAUGUCACCAAACACAUGGUAGAGGACAAAGUUGAACAGACCAAAGCUACAGUUGCUUCUACGUUUGUCAAUGCUGUGGAAGCUGCCCAGGGGGCCAAGGACCUUGUGUCUAACAAGGUGUCAGGAGCUGUGGGUGUCACUAAACACCUGGUGGAGGACAGUGUUGAACAGACCAAGGCCGCAGUUGCUUCUACAAUUAGUGCUGCUGUAGGGGCUGCCCAGGGGGCCAAGGACCUUGUGGCCACCAAGGUGACUGAAGCAGUGGAUGUCACCAAACACAUGGUGGAGGACAAAGUUGAACAGACCAAGGCUGCAGUUGCUUCUACUUUUGUCAGUGCUGUGGAGGCUGCCCAGGGGGCCAAGGACCUUGUGGCUACCAAAGUGACAGAGGCAGUGGACCUCACCAAAGGGGCUGUUCAGGAUGGUGUUGAGAAGACCAAAUCAACUGUCAGCACAGCUCUGGAUUCAGCAUAUGGCACCAUAAGUAGCAAAAUAAAUACAUCUUUGGAGAAGAGCAAAGAGGCUAUCCAGGAGGGUGUGGAGAAGACUAAUUCAGUGCUGACCAACAGCAUAAGCAAAGCCAAGGCAGUGAGCCAAGUGGUGGCAGGGGGUGCAGAGUCUCUCCUGGGGAUAUCACAAGAUCUGGUGGAUAACUACCUGCCAGUGACAGAGGAGGAACUAGGUGAGAAAACACUUACAAGCUUCAGCCUUCCUGUCUUGCUCAUCUCACCUCCUUCCCCCCCCCUCUCCCACUUACUGCUGGGGAGUGCAGCUGCAGCUCUGUUCUUGUUUCCUCCAGGUCAACUGGCUACGACUGUGGAAGGUUUUGCAAUGGCUUCUGUGGAGGAGCAGAAAGAGCAGCAGAGUUACUUUGUGUGCCUGGGUUCCCUCUCUAACAAAAUCCAAGGCCGAGCUUAUAGGCACUCCCUGCACAAACUCCAGCACCUUAAGCACAGCACCCAGGACACCCUCUCCCGACUCCAGCUGGUGAUGAACCUGGUACAAAUAUGCUUUCUCCUCUUUCCUCUUGUCUGUAGUCUUCCUGCCCUGCUAUCCAGAUGGAAGCCCUUCCUCCAUCCUGCACCAGCUCUGUGGCAUCUUGGACCCCUCCCUGGGAGGGAAGCACUUGUGCUCCUCUGUAUUGAAUCACUGAAACAAGAGGUUGGCCAGAAGCUUCUAGAUGGGCACAAGAGGCUCCAUCGACUGUGGGUGGAUUGGUGCCUGACCCAACCCAAAGGAAACCAAGUUAAAACUGCCUCCUACGUAGAGGUAGAGGCACGGACUCUUGCCAUGCUGCGAAUCAUCACCCAGCAGCUACAACAUCUUUUUGAGAAUCUGAAAGCCAGCAUCCAAGGCCUGCCCAGCAACAUCCAAGAACCUGUGUAUCAGGCCACUCAAAAUAUUCACAAGCUCCAUAGCUCUUUUUUCAAUGCUGUGUCUUUCCAGGACCUCUCCAGUACCACUCUGACCCAGAGCCAGGACCACGUGGCUGAAGCCCGAAGGUCCCUAGAUGACCUCUUUGAGAUCCCGGCAGCUCCCCGGGCACCCCCGCUCCGCCCCGUCGGGAGCCGCCGCUUCCUCGUGUGCCAACGGGACCGGCGGAGGCUGCGGCCCCGGGGGGUUCCGGUGACCCCGGGGGGGCUCCUGCGGCCCGGAUCGCCCCGCUGCCCCCCACGCGCCCUGGCCCCGCUGGACGAGGCCCGAACAGGCUCCUCCGGAGGUCCCGCCUGA
Molecule: messenger RNA, 2607 nt
Organism: Calypte anna (Anna's hummingbird)
Lineage: Eukaryota; Metazoa; Chordata; Aves; Apodiformes; Trochilidae
Product: perilipin-4
Exons: 11
Coding region: 1-2607 (868 amino acids)
Biological process (GO): lipid storage; positive regulation of triglyceride storage
Cellular component (GO): lipid droplet; cytosol
Source: RefSeq, a predicted model, not a curated record